AUGGCAUCAUCAUUAUUUAUUACUGUUAUCAUUGUAUUCAUCAAAUCAUCGUGCAUUUGGGCGAAAAUUUCUAAUGUGGAACCGGAACAGCCACAUUUGGAGGAAAGUGGUGUUGGUGAUGAUUUUAUCAAUAUAACAUUGACACCGGGUGAAUUUGACAAAAAUGAAGCACGGCCGAUUGGUAGUGAUUUGUAUGUCAAAUAUCGAAAAGCUGGUGAUGAUGAAUGGGGAAUUGCGGAACCAAAAGGUGAUGAUCUGAAUGUUCGCAUUGACGAUUUGGAGCCUGGAACGAAAUACGAUGUGAUCGUUGUUUCAAAGCAACGCGAUCAGUCUGGAAAUAUUAGGGAAACGGAAUCAACUGUCUCACAUAUUAUUACCACUGGAACUGCACCACAAAGUGCACGAAUUUGGUGGUUAAUUAUCAUUUUACUGGUAAUUCUCUUAUUGCUCAUUAUUCUCUGCAUUGUAUGCGUGGCAGCUCGGCAACGUGGUGCAAAAUAUCCUGUGUCGGAAAAGGAAAGACAACAAGGCAGACAGGCAAUAUUAUCUAGCAUUAAAGAAAGAGGAUUUGGUGAAUAUAUUAAACCAGAAGAUGACGAGAAACGGUCAUUAACUGGCAGCAAAGCUGAGUCAGAAACCGAUUCAAUGGCGGAGUAUGGUGACACGGAUCCUGGGCGGUUUACGGAAGAUGGUUCUUUUAUAGGACAGUAUGUGCCGAACAAAACACUAGUGAGUACAAUAAACGACAAACCUGGCAGGGAUUGUGUUUCGACGUUUGUUUGA
This is a messenger RNA of Acanthocheilonema viteae, 783 nucleotides long. The record is from the annotation of a GenBank genome assembly. NCBI's taxonomy places the organism in Eukaryota, Metazoa, Nematoda, Chromadorea, Rhabditida, Onchocercidae.